GCGGUUGUUAGAGGACGCCGGUGAGAAGGCGCUCACGCUGCACAAGCACUGGCAGUGCCCUGACGGGCUCACGAUUCUGAUUUUGGUCGUCGUCAUUCCGACGGGUGUUUUGGGUUUUCCUGUGCACCAUCCUCUGUUCACGCUACUCGGACGCUUAGCGUGUCCACCGACUUACUACAGGUUACUUUGCAGAUAUUUUGUAUAUCCAAUUGCUCAGCUGAGUUAUGGAUUCACCGCCUAAUGUCCCGUAUCAGCCCUACCAACCGAAGUCGAAACGACAUUCCCGAGCAGUCUCAUCUAUUCAGCUGGUUCCUAAUGUCUCCCCGCCGCCCAUGUCCCGCCCAUCGAGCAUCACAUCUAUCGUCCCUUCUAUCCCAGCUCCUACACUCACUCGUCCACACGAAUAUUAUGAGUCUGAGAAGGUUCUGACAGUCUCCACAGAGUAUCCAAGUGUCAUUACAGUUGUAACAGACAAGACACGAGCACCCAGCGUCGAUAUCGUACAUUCGAGGGACCUUCCUUCCUCACCAACCACCAAUGGCUCACAGACUAGUACCGAAUCACCUUCCCCAGCAAGCAUCGAUAUUGCGCUGCCAGAUCCUGUCCAUGCCCCUGCGGCCGACGAGGAGCCAGUUCCACGUACAAACGGAAAAGACAAAGAAAUCGAAUUACCGAUUUCAUCUCCUGUACCCUCCAUAACAAACCUACCUGCUGCUUCUCCGAAACCAUCCAGGUUCAGGCGCCUCCGUCCGCCCGCUGCGAAAUCCCCGCUCGUUUCGCCUCUCCACCCACCCCUCACCCACUCACCCGCACCAUCAACAUCCAGCCGUCAACUCGAUGCAACGCAUUCACCCGUGAUGCACAGCCGUAUCACCUCAGUUACAUCAGUGAUAUCAGAUAAUGGUAAACUACCUCCGCCAGUCUUAUUUCGAAGAGAAAGCGCACCUUUCCCUCAAAACAUGAUCAGUCCACCCCCGCGCUCGUCUUCGAUGGCUGCACCCCUGCCACCACCGACACUCUAUUCACCUACACCCACACCAGCACCUCUACCGCCAGCUUCUACAUCAGCCCCGGUAUCAGCAACCGCCUCGGGUUCGGCCUCUCCUGCAGCGUCAACUCCGUCCCUCCCCUCCACCUCAUCUACACCUGCAUAUUCCUCUGCACACACACGCAUAUCAACCCCUGCGCGGUCCGCAGCGCCCUACCGUCCAGGCUUUCAGCCCAAGGGUCUGUAUCGGCCCCGUACUGAUGAAUUUGCUGAAUACCGGAAGAAACGUGCUGACGAGGGGCUGAUGGAACGGACAAAGCUGGAGCGCAGGCUCGAAAAGCUCAUCGCUUUGCAUUUCCCUGUGGAAAAUUCUGUUGAGAAGAGCGUGAAUGCGAGGAAAGAUGAGGUCAGCGUUAAUGGAAGAGGAAUGGAGAAGAGGAGGGCCUCGUCGUUCUUUAAUCUUGACCUUAAGAAUAUUGAUGCGGGUGAACUGUGGAAAGGGGUAUUGCAAAGCCAAAUGAUACAGGGCUCUAACGGUGAUACUCGAGCUGCAGAACAGCGGAUAACACCUUGGCAGGAUGAUGCCGCCGUAUCUAAAUGUCCUCUAUGCAUCGCAUCUUUUCACCCACUUACGAACCGUAAACACCAUUGUCGCCUCUGUGGUACCAUCAUCUGCAGUCUUCCUCCAAAGCUCCCGCAGCGUCAGAGCCCCUGUUCAGUGCUCUUCGUCGUCGAUGCCAAGACGCGGCGUAUCGAGGAGGUCGGGGAGGGCGUCGAUUACGGUGUACGUCGUGCGGGCGCCGGCGAGGAGGAGAAAUUUCUUCGCGGCGUCAGGAUAUGCCGUAGCUGCAGACCUGUGCUCACGCGGCAGCAAUAUUGGCAGGAGAUGGCGAGCGUGCCGCCGUUUGUAAGGUUCUAUGAUGCGUUUAUUAGUCUCGAGAAAGAGAUCGAGGAUGCAAUUCCGCAGUUUCAGGACCUUCUUCUUACACUCAGCAAUGACGACCAGCCAACUAAAGAAGCGUCUGCAGCACGGAAGCGCCUCCUAGAUGCCUUCGCUCAAUACGAUGCUUUCGCCAAACGGAUACGUGCCAUUCCUUGCAAUACAGGGUCUUCCCAGAACCACGUGCAGCUCGCAGUCCUCAGCAGGGCGAAUCUAUUUUUGCAGAAGCAUAUGUUCCCAUUGCAGUCCCUGCCCAAACCUAAGAAACGUGAUUCAACAUCGUCACCUGUGCCUUUCGAGACACCACUUGUGGACCCUGAUUCAGACCUCGCCCAUACACUACAACCGCUUCUAGAACAAGAGGCUCUGCUCGACUCCUUUGUCGGCGAGGCGAUGGCGCAUCGCAAGUUCGAAGACGCCAAGACGCUCAAGGCGAAUCUCGCCGAAAUCAGAGCCGAAAUCGAUCGUAUGCUAGGUGAUGGUGUGCGGUGAGACGGAGGCGCGCAUGGGGUGAUUAUAGCUGGUUGACGACUCGUUCAUGCACGCAAACAAAAUGAUAUCUCAUGAAUCUACCAUUACAUCCGCAUCCUCAUUGUAUCGUUCUGAUAGAUCUUCUUAUGCUUUGGGACCCUCUUAUUUUACAUACACAUCACC
Suillus subalutaceus is the source of this 2582-nucleotide messenger RNA. RefSeq lists its product as uncharacterized. The record is from RefSeq and is a predicted model, not a curated record. NCBI's taxonomy places the organism in Eukaryota, Fungi, Basidiomycota, Agaricomycetes, Boletales, Suillaceae. The coding region runs from base 225 to 2420 and encodes 731 amino acids. The transcript is spliced from 7 exons. Gene Ontology annotation, molecular function: metal ion binding.